Messenger RNA from Lachancea lanzarotensis, 420 nucleotides. It is a transcript of the gene SMD1, whose product is annotated as LALA0S02e09472g1_1. Gene Ontology annotation, molecular function: RNA binding. Gene Ontology annotation, cellular component: U4 snRNP; U1 snRNP; U12-type spliceosomal complex. NCBI's taxonomy places the organism in Eukaryota, Fungi, Ascomycota, Saccharomycetes, Saccharomycetales, Saccharomycetaceae. The coding region runs from base 1 to 420 and encodes 139 amino acids. Gene Ontology annotation, biological process: RNA processing; spliceosomal snRNP assembly. The transcript has a single exon. The record is from RefSeq and is a predicted model, not a curated record.
AUGAAACUAGUACACUUCUUGAUGAAGCUGCGCAAUGAGCAAGUAACUGUGGAAUUGAAAAAUGGGACCACGGUCUGGGGCACUUUACAGACUGUGUCUCCGCAGAUGAAUGCGACACUUACAGACGUGAAGCUAUCACUACCCAAUAAAAGCGGGAACUGCGCCGCGGCAGGUGUGUUUUUGAGCGGAGGGCAGCAUAAUGCAGAACAAAAAACCACAGCGCUGCAGUAUAUCAAUAUCCGGGGAAAUACUAUUCGACAGAUUAUCCUGCCAGAUGCACUGAACUUAGACUCACUGCUGGUGGACGAAAGACAUCUGCAAAGAAUGAGACACUCAGGGAAGCUUGCAGACGAUUCUGGGCGCAAGAGACGAAUGGACACAAACGGUGGACCUGCCAAACGUGCCAGACGAGCACUGUGA